Messenger RNA from Paramuricea clavata, 1917 nucleotides. The record is from the annotation of a GenBank genome assembly. Lineage: Eukaryota; Metazoa; Cnidaria; Anthozoa; Malacalcyonacea; Plexauridae.
UGGAAAAAUCCAAGGAAUUUCAGAGUCCGAGUCCUUUACAAAGGAAUUCACAAAAUCAUUCAAAAAUUCAAAAUGGCUAAAAUUAUUGAAUUGGAUGAAAAGCAAACUACACAAAGUAAAGCGAAGAAAAAGACGUCAAAAGUGAAUAAAAAUCGCAACAAAUCGGAGGAAAUUGCAGCUGUGUCUGUAGUCCAACGAAUUGUUGCCGUGGUUGUAAUUAUUGCCGCUUAUAUUUACGGCCGUGACUAUUUUUUAAAACGCUAUAUAAUUGGAGACGAUUUUGAAACUUUUGCCGCUGUUUCCGAGUAUAUUUCGGAGAGGUCAACGUCUGUGACUUGUUCAAAGGAUUACGGCAGCGAGUUUAAAGCGUGUAUACCCAAAAAAUGUGGACGGUUUGUGAUGGACUCGGUCGUUAGCAAACAGUUAGCAAAAAGCUUGAGAAAGUUGGCGGAAAAGGGCAUGAGUCAUGGAGGGGGGAGCGGGGGUGCCACCAUACUUGACCUGCACUCAGGUGCUUUGUCGGUCGGAGACAAAUUUGUGAAUGUCUACAAGAUCACAGGCAAAAGUGAUGAACCUGUGUUCUCCGAAGCUGAUUUUGAAAUAUACAAGUCCGUUAAACAAAAGAUCCUUUUGGCUGUAGCACAAAAGUUCGGUAUCGAUCCAAAUGUUUUGUAUCUGACAAAUCCGACAUUUUUCUCGAGGAUGACAGCAAAGCCCGCUGUAACUCUUCACGACGAAUAUUGGCAUCCACACAUAGAUAAGGUCACUUAUGGUUCAUUCUUUUAUACAUCCUUACUCUAUUUAAGUGAUAGUGCCAAGGAUUUUUCAGGAGGUCGAUUCGUCUUUGUCAAUAAAGAUGUAAAUACGACAGUUGAGCCAAGACUAGGUCGGCUAUCGUUCUUCACGUCCGGAUCUGAAAAUGAGCAUUUUGUGGAGAAAGUCGAGGGAGGAACACGUUUUGCAAUUACAGUCUCAUUUACUUGUGAUAAACAGUUUGCGAUUAGUGACCCUACUGGAAGAUAAGCUAACUUUAGAAUUGAUCACUUUGGCUGAUCACAAGUUUUGUGACUUUGUUAAGUAAUUUUAAAUUUUGCUGGAAAUUUCGUAACUUUUUUGACAAUUUCGUUGGGUUCAUUUGACAAUAAAAUUGUAAAGUUUCACAAAUAGUUUUGUAAGCAUAGCAUACAGUCAGUUUAACAAACCAGAGAGUUGUGAAAUUAAUUGUGUUGACAUUUCUGAUAAACUUGAUAACUGUCUUACCAACCUUACCUCGAACCUUACAGCAAAAUUCAAAAUUACCAAACAAGCCUCAGAAAAUUGCCAAAGUUUUGAAAAGUAAAAAAAUGGCCUGUGCAUAUCAGACUGAAUUGCUGGGAUCAAAUCAUGAGUGAGACAAAUUAUAACUGUGUUCGUGACAUGAUUAUUUUUAAAUACGCAGCCAGUAGCGUAGCCAGCCCGACUAUUUGGUCCCGCUAUGCAAAUAUUUCAAUUUUCAUUGACUGUGAAAACAAUCAAUUUCAAAAGAAAUGAAUGAUAAUAAUUUUGAAUUUGCAUAGCGGGACUAAAUUGUCGGGCUGGCUACGCCACUGUACGCAGCAACACUAUAAAAUAUUUGAACACUAUAAAAUCUCCUGUAUUUUGACUUAUGAUUUCAAAAAGCCCAUCGGGUUUGGUACAAAAUUUGUCUAAAAAGAUAUUUCAAGCAAUUUUUGUAGUAGGCAAAGUAAAUGGUGAUAAGCUUUAAAAGUAAAGUCGUAAAGACUAAAUGGUUUACUUUAUUUAAUCCACUAUUUCAAGGUGUUAUUGUCCUUAUUUAUAUAAGAUAAAAAAUAGAAAGUUUGUCAUGUACUUAUUCAAGAUAUUCAUGAUUUAUUUUAGUAAAGCUUGUCAAAUGGAAAUAAAAUAGGUGUUUGUGUA